Messenger RNA from Rotaria socialis, 1035 nucleotides. The record is from the annotation of a GenBank genome assembly. NCBI's taxonomy places the organism in Eukaryota, Metazoa, Rotifera, Eurotatoria, Philodinida, Philodinidae.
AUGGGGCAAUAUAUAACAACUCAUGCUUUUUAUCAUUCAUAUACCGAUGAACCACAUGCCACACGUCGAAAAGAAAUGCUUCAAAAAUAUCCUGAAAUAAAACAACUAAUGGGACCCGAUUGGCGUAUGGCAAUACAAGUUGUUAUAUCUGUAAUAAUACAAAUAACUGUGGGAAUACUUCUCAAAGAUGCAUCUUGGUCAACAUUACUUUUUGUUGCUUACGUUGUUGGUGGUACAAUAAAUCAUACAUUGUCAUUAGCUUUACAUGAAUUAACGCAUAAUUUAGCAUUUGGUCAUUCAUGGCCAAUAUCUAAUCGUCUAUUAGGUUUUUUUGCUAAUAUUCCAUUAGGUGUACCAGCAUCGAUUACAUUUAAAAAAUAUCAUCUUGAUCAUCAUAGAUUUCAAGGUGACGAAGUAUAUGAUACGGAUAUUCCAACACGUCUUGAAGUGUUUUUAUUUUCAUCACGUAUAGGAAAAUUUUUCUUCUUAAUCAUAAUGCCAUUUCUUUAUUCUUUACGACCUGUAUUCGUUUUUCCAAAACCAAUACACGUAUUGGAAUUAGUUAACAUUAUGAUUAUGAUAGUAUUUAAUGGAAUAAUGUACUAUUAUUUUGGUCAUAAAACAGCAUCAUAUUUCGUUCUGGGUACUAUACUCGGCCUUUCGAUUCAUCCUAUUUCGGGACAUUUCAUUGCUGAACAUUAUGUCUUCAAAGAAGGAUUUGAAACUUAUUCAUAUUAUGGACCAUUAAAUGCUAUUACCUAUAAUGUUGGAUAUCAUAACGAACAUCAUGAUUUUCCAUAUAUCGCGGGUAGAAAUCUACCUAAAGUACGCAAAAUUGCUCCUGAAUAUUAUGAUAAUCUUCCAUCUUACACAAGUUGGGUUAAAGUACUCUACGAUUUUGUCAUGAAUGAUAAUGUUGGUCCUUGGGCACGUGUAGUUCGACCUACAAAACUCGGCGUUGAACCAGUCGUAAGCCAACAAGAAUAUGAACAAAAAUUGAAAACAAUUGUGAAAGAAGCUCACAAGCGUGACUAA